ACUUCAAUACUGUGUUUGAAACAAGACAUUUGCAAAUCGCUUUAAUAUUAUAAGGUCUUCAGUUACAAAAAAAUGUUUCGUUUAAAAAACAGUUGGUUAUACCAGAGGUCUCUGGUUAUACGUUGGACAAGACACCAGCAAACUACUGUUUAAAACAUUACCUUCACUGUGUGAUUUCUUAUCUUUAAGGUAAAUACAAAUGUUUUGAUACAAUUCAAUUUUUACCAGAAUAUUUUGAUAGAAAUAUAGCAAUAACUAUUUCAAUAGAAAUAAUUUAAAGUUAUACAUAUUUCAUUUAUUUUAGCGCUGAUUUCUCCUUUCAUAGUGUUAUACAUAUUUUAUUUAUUUUAGCUCUCAUUUCUCCUUUCAGUAUUCACUAUGGCGAGGUCAUACAGUUGUGCGGUGUGCAAUUAAAGGGUUAAACCAGGUGAUAGACGACCUAUAACAACUAAAGCGCUCAAACAUAAAGUGAGCACAAUUAUUGUCAGGAACAUUACGCCAGAGGAUAGACUAUGUAUUAAAUGUAGAAUACAAUUAAGCAAAUCUCCAGUCUCAGUGACCGUCAUUUCCACCCAGCCCACCGGACAGAUAGAAAAGUCAUUUUUCAGCCCGCAGAAUAUCCAGUUAAAAGUCUUAUCAACACCAAGAAACAAAACACGUUGUGUUAUCUGCAAAAAAAAAAAAAAAAAAGUUGGUAUGUGUUGGCCAGCCUGCUGUGUCCCAGGCAUUCUUAGCAAAGGGUGUUUACAUAAAUAAGAAAAGUCGUUGUUGUAAGGAACAUCUGAAACGGACUUAUUUCACAACUGAGGCCUUGUCAACUUUGUCAUCCACAAAAAAACUGUGAAUUUUUUUCAAGGUCAGAUAUUGUUGAUUUACUUGAUGGAAUUCGAAGCCAGGUGAAUAACAAUGGCGUUUUUAAUUUUGAUAUACCGUCAUCACUGUCAGAUAAGCAAUACCGGGAGAUUACAGGUCUAACGAUGGAGCAGUUUGACGACUUCACAACAUUUGCUAAAUCACUGAAGAACACAGCAACUAGGUCCAUCAGAACCUGUCUAGCAGUGUUUUUAGCAAAAAUGAAGACCGGACUGCCAAACAGCAUCUUAGCUACCAUUUUCAAUCUCAAUAUCAGCCAGAUACAACGAAUAAUACCUUCUGUACGAACGUGCCUGAUGACUUCCUUGGUACCGCAACAUUUGGGAUUUGGCCACAUAGAACACGAUGCGUUCGUUGAAAAACACACCACUCCCAUAGCAAAGGAACUGUUUACAUCGGCCAACAAUGAGGCCGUUUUCAUCCUGGAUGGAACAUACCUGUAUAUACAGAAAAGUGCAAACUACCUUUUUCAAAGGCAGUCAUACAGCUUACACAAGAAUAGAUCCCUUGUAAAACCUAUGAUGGUCGUGGCAUCUGAUGGAUACAUACUUAGUGUUCUUGGUCCAUACCUUGCUGAUUAUGGUAACAACGAUGCUAACAUAACAAAACACGUCCUCAACAACAACCUAGAGGCGAUCAGGUCUUGGUUAAGGAAAGAGGAUGUUUUCAUUGUUGAUCGUGGGUUUCGGGAUGCUGUUGAAUAUUUGGAAAGCAUUGGCCUGAAAGUUGAGAUGCCAACCUAUUUGGCAAAAGGAAAGAAGCAGCAUACAACAGAGGAAGCCAAUCUGUCCCGUCUAGUGACGAAAGUUCGAUGGGUGGUAGAAAGUGUUAAUGGCAGGUUAAAGCAAUUUAGGCUGUUUGAUAAAGUUAUGCCAAACACUUUCGUCCCACACAUUGGGGACCUUGUAAAAAUCGUCUGUGCGGUUUUGAACCGAUACCGGAGGCCAAUAGCCAGCAUGAACCCGGACACUCAAGAUGUGGCAAAGGCAAUGCUCGAGAGAUCGGCAAGAUGCAACCAAGUGCAGACUCUGGUAGAGGAAAACAACUUGAUGACAAAACGAACCUGUUAUCAACCUGUAGAUGGAAAGGACACUGCAGAGUUGGCAAACUUCCCCCGGGUCACACUAGACAAUCUGAGAGACAUCACAAUGGGUGUUUAUCAGGUCAAACAGGCUCGAUCGUAUACGAAGGAUCACUUAGAAAAUGAAGGGUAUGAAAUGAUGAUCUGCCGUGAAUUACCAGAAUUACUGAGAGUCAAAAUCCAGUCCCGCCACUCCAAGAAUACCUCACACACACUUUGGGUGAAGUACUCGUCAGAAUCUGGAGAAAUUCUUGGAUGGUAUUGUACGUGCAAGGUUGGGGCACGUGUUGUGGGAUGCUGCGCCCAUGUAGCCAGUGUUCUGUGGUACCUGGGCUACAAGAGACACACAGAGGAAGAUAGUAUGGCGAAGGACAGUUUGACAUCCACGUUUUUAAAUGCAGCAACUUCUUCGGGGACAUAUUCAGCUAAUGAUCCCCUAGAAGAAUGAACUUUCUCUGUCAUUUCUGUUUUGGUGUUAAACAUCUAAUUGUUAACACAAUGCAUUAUAUCAUAUGUUGUUUGUGAUAUGAUAAUGAUGAUAGGUGUUUAAAGUGUAUUUACAGUAUGAAUACAAAGCUUAAUGUAAAAGUAUUGUUAAGUAUUAUUUAAAGCAUAUUUACAAUAUAGACACAAAUUCUUAUUUGAAAACCACUUAAUGAAAAACAUCAUCUUUGAUUAAUGAAAAGGAUAAUAACUUAUUUCAGCAGUUUAUAAGAAUCCAAAAUAAUAAUGUACAUAUUCGGCUGUAAAACACAACUUAAUUAUCGUUCUUUGUGAUUACUAAAACAUCACUGUUCUGUAGUUACAUUGGCUAUAUGUAAGUAGCAAGUAGAACAUCAGACUACAAUUUUUCAGUGGUUUUCCCAGAAAAUAACGUUGGUAUUUUGUUGAGAUGUUUAAUUCUUUUUUAAUUAGAGUAAUGACAUACAUGUAAAACCAGAAAUCGAUUUUGAGAUAUUUAUAUAUGCUUCUGUAUCAAUGAAAUGAUAGAAAAUCACUAGUCAUGUCGUGAUUCAUGUAAAUAAGAUAACUGUAGAAUGGUUGCUAUGUGACUACAAUUGGUUGCUAUGGGAUAUUUAAACAAAAGAAAACUUUACCUUAAAAAAAGCAUACAGGGUUUUCGGUUAGAAAUUCACAAUUUAUCACUAUCAAUCUUUUAGUUGUGUCAAAAUGCUUCAAUAAUUGAUUUUAUUGCUGAAAAAAUGUGUUUUUACAUGUUGGUUGCUAAGGGUUGUUGCUAAGCAACAGAAUGUUUGAUUGUAUAAUUAUCUUCAUUUUCAUAAAUUUGGAUACCAGCUCUAUGUUAUAUGUUAUUGUUAUCCUUAUUGGUGGCGGGGCCAAAAAUGGCCCAUAGUGCAU
Messenger RNA from Pecten maximus, 3313 nucleotides. RefSeq lists its product as uncharacterized. Gene Ontology annotation, molecular function: zinc ion binding. The transcript has 6 exons. NCBI's taxonomy places the organism in Eukaryota, Metazoa, Mollusca, Bivalvia, Pectinida, Pectinidae. The record is from RefSeq and is a predicted model, not a curated record. The coding region runs from base 978 to 2402 and encodes 474 amino acids.